GAGAGAGAAAUCGCCAUUGAAAUGUCAAACGAAUACACAGACGAAGCCUAUCGUUUUUCACUCAAGAUCAUACUAUUGAAAAUCUGGACCUUUACUUAUAAGAUUUAUCUCUUCUUCUUCUUUUCGGAACUCAGACACGAUGGCUCGAACAUUCAUCUUGUGGCUUCAUGGGUUGGGCGAUUCGGGACCUGCUAAUGAACCCAUCCAAACACAAUUAAAAUCCCCCGAGUUAAGUAACGCUAGUUGGCUCUUCCCUUCUGCUCCAUUCAAUCCGGUUACCUGCAACAAUGGUGCGGUGAUGCGUUCUUGGUUUGACGUUCCUGAACUUCCUUUUAAAGUGGGCUCUCCAAUUGAUGAAGGCAGCGUGCUUGAAGCAGCUAAGAACGUUCAUGCUAUUAUAGACCAGGAGAUUGCAGAAGGAACAAAUCCAGAAAACGUGUUUAUCUGUGGAUUAAGCCAAGGAGGAGCAUUAACUUUGGCUAAUGUUCUUCUUUACCCAAAAACUCUUGGAGGUGGAGCAGUUCUAAGCGGAUGGGUUCCAUUCAGUUCUUCAGUCAUCAGUCAGUUUCCUGAAGAGGCUAAGAAGACACCAAUCUUGUGGUCUCAUGGUACUGAUGACAGAAUGGUACUCUUUGAAGCUGGUCAAGCUGCUCUUCCUUUUCUCAAAGAAGCCGGUGUUACCUGUGAAUUCAAGUCAUAUCCGGGUCUCGGGCACUCGAUCAGCAACAAAGAGCUGAAGUAUAUAGAGUCAUGGAUCAAACGACGAAUGAAACGUUCGUCGUCUACUUGUCUUCAUCUUAACUGUCUUAAAGAAAUGUUCCACUCAAGGUAGUAAUAGUUAUACCUACAUAUCGUCUAUGAAGACAAGAAGAAGAUUGAUAAUUCUAAGCUCAUCAUCUGGUUUGGUCUGCAGUGUCCUUCUGGUAUCUCUGUCAUUGCACUUUUGUUUGGUUACUUUGUUGCUGAAUACAUAAGAGUUUGUGAUUGUAUCGAUUUGAAUUAUGUAUAUGCAAGCAUUGGAGGAUUACAUUUGCAA
Molecule: messenger RNA, 1036 nt
Organism: Arabidopsis lyrata subsp. lyrata
Lineage: Eukaryota; Viridiplantae; Streptophyta; Magnoliopsida; Brassicales; Brassicaceae
Product: carboxylesterase SOBER1
Exons: 6
Coding region: 140-832 (230 amino acids)
Biological process (GO): protein depalmitoylation
Cellular component (GO): cytoplasm
Molecular function (GO): palmitoyl-(protein) hydrolase activity; carboxylic ester hydrolase activity
Source: RefSeq, a predicted model, not a curated record